UCCAACGAAUUCCUUUCCCUUGGUUUAGUUCACGAAGGAGAUUUCGAAUACUUCGCACAAUCCGUUGGGAAAUUUCGGAAUUAAAAACAGGAGUUUCCGACAUUGAUCGUAAUUUUAUUAAUUUAGCAGUGAAACUUCCUCUCGUACUGCGUAUUGGUUGAAGCUAUUUAUUUUCGUAGAGCUUGAGAACAAUUCUACCAGUUUUUUCCGUAUACAAAUAAAACUCUUGUAAUCUCUGACGUCACUUAAACGUUCAAAAACUCAUUUAAUUUCGUCCCUUUGUGUUCAUGAAUAAUGCGAGGCACGAGGGCUGAUAAUGCUAUCUUACGCCUUCGAUCUGAAUUAUUGACGCACAUUCCCUAAUGAUCUUCGUGCUGCGUCAACUUUCCGGGAAGAAAUCAAACCUCUCUGAGAAUCUUGAUCAUCGCAUAGAGUGUUUUUUCGCAAGCCUUGUUAUUUUCUGCCAGAGAAUGUAUACAACCCAAAAGGCAGGAAGCUAAGGCAAUUUGCUGAAACAUGAAAUUUUAUCUAAUAUGUUUACGAAUUGUGGGCGGGAUGUGGGCUGAUAAAACCCCAUCAUGUCAUUGGUUGUAAUAAUAUCCUGUCACCCCUAACUCUCGUGCUGUUGCCAAGAGACUGAGUUGUAUUGUCUCUCUAGCCAAUCAGAUCGUGCAAAUUAUGACUGCGACAUGAUAUCUUCUUGUCGUCGGCAAAUUUUUACCACUACAUCGGUAAAUUUACACAGUUUGCAUUCCCUAAACGAACGAUCCAGAGAUCUCUACAUUCUUACUACAGUAGACGACAGUGCAGAAGAAAAGAGCGGAUAUGGAGCUUAAAAACAACUGCCAAGUUCUCACAUUCAACCAGCUCACUCGUCUUCACAGUGUAUUAAACCAAACUGUCUUCAUUCAUGGCCGAGGAAAUUUUCCUACUCUAGAAGUACCCCUCAAAGAUUUUAUAGAGACUGUGACAGCAGGCCUUAAAGAGGAAGGAUUAAAAGUCCGCGACCUCCGAUUGAAUGGAAGUACUGCCAGCAAUAUCUUAAGUACAGAGAGCAACUGUUCGUACAAUGAUAUUGACUUGAUCUUCGGUGUGGAGAUUCGCUCUAAUUUGCACUUACAGCAGAUCAAGUGUGUCGUGUUGAACUCGCUUCUCAAUUUCUUCCCCAGUGAAGUACCGAAGGAUAGAAUCAAUAGCUGCAUCUUGAAAGAAGCCUAUGUUCAAAAGAUGGUGAAAGUGUCGACUGACAACGAUCGUUGGUCGUUAAUCUCGCUUUGGAACAACCAAGGGAAAAACGUCGAACUGAAAUUCGUCGACUCGAUGCGUAGGCAGUUUGAAUUCUCGGUUGAUUCGUUUCAAAUUAUCCUCGAUUCCCUUUUUGGCUUCUACAAACUGUCGCCAGUGCCGAUGAAGCCUAAUUUCUUCCCUACCGUUGUUGCCGAGUCGGUUUACGGCGAUAUUAAGCUUGCCCUCUAUCAUUUAGACAACAAACUGAUAGCUACCCGUAACCCGGAGGAAAUACGAGGUGGUGGUCUCCUUAAGUACUGCAAUCUUUUGGUGCGAAAUUAUGUACCAGAAAACUACGAAGAGAUCAAGAUCCUAGAGAGAUACAUGUGUAGUCGUUUCUUUAUCGACUUCAGCGAUAUCCAUCAGCAGCAACAGAAGUUGGAGAGUUACUUGGCAAAUCAUUUCAUCGGAGACGAGCGAGCUCAAUAUGAAUAUUUGAUGGUUCUUUAUCAUAUUGUUUCAUCCUCCACGGUUUGCCUCAUGGGACACGAACGAAAACAAACCCUUCGCCUUAUAGACUUUUUAGGAAAGCAGCAUCGCGGUGAAGUGAGUUAUAUGCCGAUGGUGGUGUACAGCGAUAAGACAGCAUCUUAUCCAUUCGUUCCUGCUUCUGGUUACAUGGUGCCUGUAUCGACCAGAAGUCAAACAUUAAGUACCUAUGCUUAUAACAGUUUAGUUCCGUGUUUUUAAAGAACGUUUCAAGAACGUUACCGCAAUGAAAACUUUGAAACUAGACCUCCAAUGAAGGUAUGCGUCACAUUUGCCACUGGAUUCUCUGAACUUUGGAAGUGAGUCUAUAUUUUUAUAAUGAGGGAGCAGAGGGUAGUUUAUUUUCAACGUUGUAACCCGUAGUUAUUUCUAGGUACGGUAUAAACAUACUUGUCUAUCACCGUAUUGGUGUGCGAGGGACGUGAAGCAAGCCUUAAAAUGUAAUUCGUUUCGUGAAGAAACAGAGAAGGAAGUUCUUCACAAUCCCCGAAUACUGUUGUUAUGUAAAUACGCCGUUUGGAACGGCCAAACUAGACGUUCGUGCUUAAUGUAAUUUCGCAAUUUCACACUAUAUAUUUGUGAUGAACUUGCUUUGGAACAGUGACUGAAAUACGAUAGAAACAUUACUCACCACGAUUAGUGUCUCAUAAUUAAUAAGUACCGAGUAGAAUAUGAAAUAAUCUCCCGAGAGGGAAAGUAACUUUUAUGGUUUUGUUUUGAAUAAAUGAAGCGUUUAUUUUU
This is a messenger RNA of Pocillopora damicornis (cauliflower coral), 2517 nucleotides long. Its product is annotated as terminal nucleotidyltransferase 5C. The record is from RefSeq and is a predicted model, not a curated record. Gene Ontology annotation, molecular function: RNA binding; poly(A) RNA polymerase activity. Gene Ontology annotation, biological process: mRNA stabilization. Lineage: Eukaryota; Metazoa; Cnidaria; Anthozoa; Scleractinia; Pocilloporidae.